AUGUCGGUCGUCUCGAGGGCGUGGGGCAACAAGUGCGCAGUUAAGAUCUUAAGAAUAGCGGGCGCUGCGCCGGGGGUGUCCACCACCGCUGCCGCCACCGCCGGAGACAAGGACAAGGAACAGCCGCGCCCGCAGCAGCAGCAGCAGGGAUGGGGGCUAGAUUGGAGCACUGCCUCCGGCUCUGCCGCCGGGAAACCCCAGCCGCUCCGGACGGCGACCGUGAGACAGGUAAACCUACCCGUGGACCACCCCGUCCCCGAGCAGCACUCCCUCGCCGCGGUCGACGGGCUCUGGGCCGUGAUCGCCAGCCCCCCGGCGGGCGGCGGGCCCGCUCGCGUCGCCGUCGCGCCUCUGGGGGGGGCGGAUCACUCGGCGGCUCAACACCACCACCACCACCACCACCCCGUCUGCGUGUUUCCCCUGCCCGCCGGGGAGCGCGUGAGCGGCGUCGCGCUUCUGCCCCGUGCAGGCGGCGGUCAGGCCGAAAGAGCUAGCGGCGGCCGCGACAGCAACGGUUCUUCGUGUCCGGGCGCUGCCGUACCCGCAGGGUCGUUGGGCUUGGUGUGGACCGACUCCUGCGUUUACCGCGUCGACCUCGGCGUAAGAGCGGAGGCGGCGGCGCCCCCCCAGCCGGCCGCCGCGGCCAGCCGCCGGCCGCGACUCCCUGUCCCGCCUCGGCACGCGACGGCGGCAGCGGCAGCGGGGACGGCGACCGCUGCUAUCGCGCUUCGUCGGCCGUCGGCGGCGGCCGUGCGCCGCGCGCGCGAGUUGCACGCUGCCGGGCGGGUGUCCGAGGCGGCGAGAGUGGCGAUCGAGGCCCUGGACGGGAAGAAUGAAACGUCGACGGCGGUAACGCCGGCCCGCGGGGGGGGCGGGGGCACCGGCGGAGGCGGAGUGACGACGCGCAUGGUCCGAGAGGAGCUGGCGAACACGCUCCUGGAGUGGCUAGUCGUGCUUCACGUGCGGCAGGCCAGCAGCGCCGCCGGUUCUCGCCUGGCGCCCGCAGACGACGCGCUGAAACGCGGAAGUGGAGAAGAAGAAGCAGGAGGUCUUCCGGACAGCUGUGCUGACGUCACCGGGAGCAGCGCUCGUGCCCCCGAAAAAGAGAAGAGUAAAACAAAGAGGGCGUCUGUAGCCGCGGGGGGGCGGGGGGGGCGCUCCGCUGUCCGGCGGGACCCCAAGGUGGGGCGGCCUUCGUCCGCCCGCCCGGCAUCGAAGAAGCACGAAGAAGCGGCUUCGAAGACGACGUCGAGCGGUGCCGCGGACGACGAUAGCCCGCCGGCGGCGGUUGCGUCGGCCCAGCCUUCGGCCAAGCAGCUGGAGCGCUACUUGCUGGCGUCGCGCGACUACGACCCGGUGCUGGCGACGACGCUGCUGCACGAGCACGGCGAGGCCGACCUCGCCGUCAUGGCCGGUAUCGCCCGAGGAGUAGGAGUAGGUGGGGCCGAGGCGUUGGCGUUGCCGAAGGUGCUACGUGUCCUUGCCGAGUCUGCGUGGCCGCCCAGGCUCGGGUCACGCGCCGUGGACACCCUCUGCGGCGACGAGACGGGAGCGGCGGCGCGGGAGGCCAUCCAGGCCGGCGGAGGCUCGCUGUUCGCCGCCCUGGAGCCGGGGUUGAAGCUGCGACUGCUCCUGUCGAGCAGAAGCACGCUGCUCGGCGAUGGGGGGGAGGGGGCGGCGGCCGUGGGAGAGGAGGAGCCGGAGGCGGCGGCGGGCGCGGGUGGUGCUGCACGGCCCCGUGCCGGCGAAGCAGCGAUCGCUCGGGUACGCAGCCACCUCGGCCCCAUCGUCCCCGCACUCUCGGCGGAAGAGCUGGACGCCCUCGUUUCCAAGCUGGCCCAGUGGUGCAAGGAGGACGUCGUCGCCGCCGUGGCGACCUCCGACCCCGCCGCGAGAAGACCAAGCGAAACCUCUGCCGCCGCCACCGCCGCCGACGCGGACUGCGAGAGCAGCAGCUGCAUAGCCCCUCCUCCGUCUAGUCCUGCUGCCGUCGAGGCUCUCGAGGUCCUUGUCGAGGCCUUGUGCGAGCUGAGCGGACGGAGCCCCCCCCCGGGUGAGGAUAACAGACGCGCCUGGUUGCGCGCGGGGUGCGUCACCACCACCGGGUCCCCUCCAGCGGUGGUGCCAGCCCGGGGAGAGGCGAGACCUCGCCGCCGCCUGGAAUGGGCACGGGCGACAUCCUCGCUGUGCGACCUCUUGGCCGACGAGAGCGGAGGGCUAACAAGCGGCGGCGGCGGCGUCGACGACGGUCGCGGUGGCGGUGGUGAAGGCCCCGGUGGCGUGGGAAUAGAAGAAGGCGGCCUUCCCUCCAAGGCCCGCCGGCGCCUCCUGCGAAUCCUGCCGAUUGUUUGGGGCUGGCACGACCCGGUGAGCGCCCUGAUGAGGCUGAGAGGGGCCGGGUGUUGGGCGGCGGUGGCGCUGCAGCUGGAGCUGUCCGGGAACGAGCGAGAGGCAGCGUCGGCGACGCUGCACGGGGUGGUGUCCUUGUUGAGGCUGUCUCGCGACCACGCACAACCGGACCUUGUCUCAGGUGUUCCAACGGGAGGAGGCCCGCGGGGUAGGGGGGGGUCGCGGGAUGGAUGGCGAGGGCAAUCGUCGCUGGCUGCGACCGGCCCUCUGCGGGCAGCAGCAGCAGCAGCAGCGACGGCGGUGACCCUAUCAUCGCCGGGGCCCACCGUCGCACAGAUGGACAAGGCGCGGGAGCUGGGUCUCGCGCCUCAGUUUUUGCUCGCGCUGAUGCGGUCUGCCGGAAAAACGCCGCCAGCGUCGGCCGGAGGGCGCCCCGCUGCACAGCAGACCGGCACUCCCCCGAACGUCGCCGGACCGGCUACGGGGCCGUCCCCGCUGACUCUCAUGCUCGACCACCGGGCGGGUAACGGCGGCGCGUCAUCGUCUUGGCUAGCGGCGGCGGCGCCCGGGCGCGAACGUUCAACGUCAGCCGCGGCGGGGAGGAGGAGGAGGAGGAGAGGAGACCGCGCGGACGCCGCGAGCGCUUGGCCCCGGGGUCCCACCAACAGCGGCGCCGCGCAAGGAGACGCGCCGCCAUCAUCGUCGUCUGCCGCCGCUGACGGAGAUUGUUCGGAGGACCCUACCGUUUGGGUGUUUUCCUGCGGGCACGAGUUCUCGCUGGGGCACCUUCUCCGGAGCGUGGUGCCGGCGAGCGUCUCGAGCGUCCGCCAGGCCACGGCCUCCCUGCAGCGCACGCAGCAGGUGGUGGCGCUGGAGUACGAGCGAGACCGCGGCGGCGCCGGGGCGGCGUGCCCGGAGUGCGCGGCGAAGGAGCUGGUGCGGCUGGCCGCCGCGGCGGCGGCGACGGCUGGCGCCUCCAUGCAGAGGGGGGCGGCGGCGGGCGGGGUGGUGGCGGCGGGUGGCAUUCCUGCCCCGCCGCCUCUGCCGCCGGCACGGCGGCCGCAGAUGCGAGACACACAGGGGGUUCGAUAG
Messenger RNA from Ectocarpus siliculosus, 3441 nucleotides. NCBI's taxonomy places the organism in Eukaryota, Phaeophyceae, Ectocarpales, Ectocarpaceae. The record is from the annotation of a GenBank genome assembly.